Temnothorax curvispinosus is the source of this 4141-nucleotide messenger RNA. Its product is annotated as leucine-rich repeat-containing protein 15-like. Bases 357 to 2375 code for a protein of 672 amino acids. Gene Ontology annotation, cellular component: extracellular matrix. Lineage: Eukaryota; Metazoa; Arthropoda; Insecta; Hymenoptera; Formicidae. Gene Ontology annotation, molecular function: protein binding. The transcript has 3 exons. The record is from RefSeq and is a predicted model, not a curated record.
AUCGCGGCGCAAUUUGUUGAUCUGACCAGCGGGUUUUUCCUCUUUUCCUCCCCCUUCCCCCUCGCAUAUGUUCCGAGCGCAAAACGCGUUUGAAAAAAAAAAAAGAAAAGAAGAAAGAGCUCGCACACCGUCGCGCAAGCGCAUGCCCGACGCUGCGUCUCGUCGCUCGCCGCCGUGUCUUUCUACUCCGCUCUCCCUCCCCCCGCACCUUCUGCGCCGAGAGUAUCCGUGCUCGUUUUACGUUUACCGAGGGUGCGUUAUCGGACCUUCGUACGCAUGCAGACCGCGAUAACGCUCGACGGAUUGUAAGAGGCUCCCUCGUCCGGAAACGCCGCAUCCUCGUCCCCACGAUUACAAUGGCAAAGAUGGCAACAACGUUAUCUCUGCUUACGGUGUACUUCGUUGUUACGACAUUCGCCCUGAAUAACGAGGAGCUGCUGGAACAAGAAUGCCCCGUGGAUUGUCACUGUCACUACUUUCGCAUCAACUGGGUGACGGACUGCUCGGACAGCAAUCUGACGACCAUCCCGUACGACGAGCUCAGCCACAAUGUCUAUAUUUUAGACAUGAAUGAUAACAAUAUUGCAGACAUCAGUCCGUUUCCAGACUCCAUUAAAUUGAGGCGUCUUCAGAUGGCACACAACCGAUUAACUGAGCUGACGUACGAAUCAUUUGCCGGGUUGACGUACCUUCUGGACGCAGACUUCUCGUAUAACGCCAUUACGCGGGUAGAUCCCGAAGCCUUCCGGGACAACCCGGGUCUAAUUACAUUGGAGCUCCAACACAAUCCCUUGGACGAGGUUGAGGAACCCUUCCUGAAUUGCCGCACGCUGCUGUAUCUCGAUUUGAAUUCAUGCGGUAUCCGCCACCUCAAUACGCGCUUCUUCUACAACACGACGAAUUUGAAUAAGCUCGACCUGUCGCACAAUCCUCUGCAAAGGAUAGAGCCGGGCCCCUUCGAUCAUCUGACGAAUUUGGAAUAUCUCAACCUGAACGGAUGCAAUUUAACCUACAUAUCGCCCGAGGCGUUUUCCCACCUGGAAAAUUUGCGACAAUUAGAGAUAGGGGACAAUAAAUUGAAGACGUUGAAUUGGAGGAGCGUUCUCACGCCGUUGGUACGCUUAGAACAUCUGGAUAUCCGCAACACCGGUAUCACGAAUCUACCGGGUGAUGCCUUCGCCAAGAACUUGUAUCUUGUACAGUUGGUUCUCGCGGACAACGAAUUGUGGCAUCUGGAUGUCGAGGAUACGCUCGGCCACAACUUGCACAGUCUACAAUCUUUAGACUUGUCGAAUUGCAAUUUGAAGGACCGCUUAUCCGAGGAAGCUUUCAGAAACGCAAGCAAGCUACGCGUACUCAAUCUGAGCGGUAAUCCAAUGUUCGCGAGCGAUGUAACUGCCGUUCUGCGUCAUCUACCAAAGCUUCAUAAGCUCUCCCUCAGCAAUUGUAGUCUUCAAAGAUUGCCAGAUGCCUUCGAUGUGUUUGAACACCUUGAGGAACUUGAUAUUUCCCAUAAUCCAUUAUCCGAUGCAUUCGUCAGUCUUCUCAAUCCGUUAAGCGCUUUGGAAUACCUAGAUAUGUCUUAUUGUGAUCUCGGUUAUGUUGGAAAUAACACUUUCGCGCAAAUGACCUUUCUGAAGCAGUUGAUUCUUUCGGGAAAUGAACUUCAUACGCUGGAAGAAGGAUUGUUUGCAAAUUUGACGCGCUUGGAAAGCCUAGAGCUCAACAAUUGCGACCUCAAGGUACCCCUUGAUCCAAAAGUCUUCGGUGACCGUCAAUUGACUGACAUAAUAGAGCUCAAACUUAGUGGCAAUCCGCUGAUCGUACCCGACGAGGGCUCGCUACUCCCAACGCAGCUCUCCAAUUUGGAGAUUCUGGACCUCAGCAACUGUGGCAUUUCGCAUUUGAACAAAAACAUAUUUGCCACAACGAACAAUCUCACUCAAUUGAAUCUUUCGGGGAACACGAUAUCUGGUGUGGAAAAUCUGAGCUGUCUGAAAAAAUUGCGUGGAUUAGAACAUCUAGACCUCAGUAAUAACAACCUACGAACGAUCAAUCCGAAAAUAUUCAAAUCAAAUCCACGCUUACUAUCGGUCAAUCUCAUGGGGAACCCAUUUGUCUGCAAUUGUUCUAUCGCGGAUACCUGGGAUUGGGCUUUACAGGAUAAAGGUGAUCUUCAUGUGCUUGUUGGCAGCCAACCGGCCAAUUUUGAAACCGGCUCCGUAAAACGAAGGAAGACUCUCUCCUGUGCCUACGACGAAGAAACGUAUCGAAACUUGAUAGAUGGCAGUCAGACAACCACGAGUCGCAAACAAACGCCUUCGCGUACUUGGGCUAAAUACGUUCGCGAAUCUAAUUGUAAUCGGCGUUUAUGAUAUGCGGUAAUCAACUAUCAACAUCCGAUGUUGGACGUCUACAACCGUAAGGUAUGUAGACGCAAACAGGAACUUUGAGCAAGUUCUAAACUACUAAAUGUCAUUGCAACAUCGUUAUAUCAACAAGCCAUAAAUUAAUAUAACAAUGUUAUAAAAUUUAUAUUUCCGUGGCAUUAUUUUUGUAGUCAUAGGAUUAAGGCAGACUUGUAAUAGUUUACAUAUUAGAAAGUAUUUCCGUAUUGAAACGUUACUAAGUCAAAAAAUACUCGGUUUUGUAUAUAUAUAUUGUUCUUUUUUUGUACAUAGUAUUAUAAUAAUUCUUGUUCUCUCUCACUCUCGUCGAUCAAACUACGUCUUCUAUUCAAUUCAACAAAUGCUUAGUCAAAUAUUAGAAUGGAUCAGCUGCCAAUGAUCGACGUUAAAUAGAGAAAGUUAAAAAGAGAUUCGAAAAGUCAGUGAGAAGUAAUUUACUAUAAUUAAAAUUUCACGUAUUUAUACAAAAUGUCAUAUUUCGCUAAAACAAACUCACAUUCUCAAAUAUAAAUUGAAUCAAGUAUUCCGCAUUUAAUUGAAAUUUGAAACAUCUCAUAUUUAUACAUUAGUUAGAUAAAUAGAAAAUCAAUUUUUUAUAACAACCGAAAAUAGUAAAUAUUUUUUUUGUGCAUUUAGUGACUGGUUACAUUGUAAUUGUAAAACUUUGAAACUGCUUGCGAGAUAUAGGCAUGAUUGAAGAUAAAUAAUAAAAUAAUAUGUUUAGUUAAUAAUUACACAACAGAUAAAACUUGCGAUAUGCGCUUGUAUCGAUAAUCACACAAGCGACUUGCAAUUGUGUGAUCUGUUUCUGUUAAAUACGAGUAGAUUGCAUUAAUUUAUUCAAUUUAAAUUUUUUUCACGUACAUUUUGAUCAAAUAUAUUAAAAAUAUAUAAUUAUUAAUUUCACAUUUGUUAGAAAUAAUAGAAUUUAUCAAUAACGUAAUAUUUAUACUUGCUUAAUUGUAGUACAAUGUACCGACAUAAAAAAAUUUUGCGUAAAAAAUAUUAUCAAAACUUUAAUUUAAUUAUAACGUUGACGAAAUGUAAUUUUACUUUAAAUUUAUUAUACAUAAGUUUUUGCAAUUAUAUGUUAACGGAUAAAGCGAACAAUUCGAUGACAUGUCAAAAAUCAACCAGAAAGAUCUGUUAUGAAAGGUACAUAGUCCAACUUUGCGAUUAACAAACGCGCAGUUACAUGCAGUUCACAUGUACACAUACAUAUGAACACAAUUGCGCCAUUGCAUCCUAUAGCGUGUGAGUAUGUGGCCAUGAAGACUAAAUGGUUUCCCCCUAUUUGAACUUCACAAUAGUCACGGAAAAUGCCUGAUUACCGCUAAAAGCUGAUAGACAACAGUACCUAUUUAUGACAUGGCAAAUGCAAUAGUUUUGUCUUGUAAUUUGCGGUUCGAAUUACUCCACGUAUCCUGUGGCUCUCUUAUUUUUAAGUUAAUUAAGUCAGCUUGUCCUACGUUAUAUAACAAGUGUUUACGAUAGAUUCGUGAUACGUGAAAUACACAAUUAUAAACAAAUCCGUAGGCUCUAUAAAACUGAUAUAGUUGAUCUUAUAAAAUUAUCUAGUGCAUUUGCAGAACUCGCUAUAUAGACUUAUAUUUAUUAAAUUCUGUAUUAUAAAUAUGCUAAUAUCUUUAAUUAGAAAGUUGUUCAGAAAUUGAUGAGGUGGGACCAAUUUUCAUACUAACCUCUUAAUAAAUUUUAGCAUUUUUUGUUAAAUU